AACACCUUCACACCGCUACUUCAUUCUACUCCUUUCUCUUUUUCUGGUUGCCUCCUCUAAAUUCCUAUGAAUCAGACAAAUUUCCUGUGAAAUUAUUCUUCAAAAUUCCAAAAAGAUAAAACCUUUUCUCUGUUUUUCUUUCCACUUUUUCGGUUUUUAAGCAAUCCACAAAUGGCACUUUUUAAUCGAGGUCGCAGAUUUUUCAAGUUCAGGAUUCCAUGUUUUCUGAAAAAUUAGUAUAAACCCACAAAACCCUUUUGAAUUUUGACCUUAAAUUCUUGUAAUUUAGAAAAAAAUUCGUAUUUUAUCAUCUGGGUUCUUUGAAUUUUAUGGCUUUGAUUCAUAAAAUCAGUGCUAAUAGCUACAAUUACUCACCUUCAGUAGUAGAAAUGGCGAGAAAUUUGCUAAUAAUUAAUUAUUCGACGCUUUUCUGGUUGUGGUUGGGCGUUUUCUUCUUUGAAUUUCAUGAAGGAAAAACCCGGAUUUUCUAGUGUUUUCUCACUUUAUUUUUCUUAUUAAAAUUCCACUGAAAAUUAAUUAGAUACAUAUAUAAAUACUUAGCAAUUAAAAAUUAGUUAAAAUUGUUUGAUAUAUAAUCAUGUACAAUAUGAGAAUUAAGAUUCAAAGUGGAGGAGCAAAUUCUCAUAUGAAGUAUGUUGAAGUAGAUCCAUCUGGUCGUUAUGGACGUUUCAAAGACAUUCUUGGCAAAGGAGCCAUGAAGACUGUCUAUAGAGCAUUUGAUGAGGUGCUUGGAAUGGAGGUAGCAUGGAGCCAAGUGAUGCUGAAUGAUGUUCUUCGUUCUCCGGAUGAACUGCAACGACUCUACUCUGAAGUUCAUUUGCUGAAGAACCUUAAUCAUGAUUCUAUCAUACAAUUUUACAACUCGUGGAUAGAUAUUGAUCGGAGAACCUUCAACUUUAUAACUGAAAUGUUCACCUCCGGCACUUUGAGAGAAUAUAGGCAGAAGUAUCAGCAAGUUGAUAUUCGAGCUAUCAAGAAUUGGGCCCGUCAAAUCCUCUGUGGUCUCGUCUAUCUGCACAGUCAUGAUCCUCCGGUGAUACAUAGGGAUCUCAAAUGUGACAACAUUUUUGUCAACGGCCAUCUUGGACAGGUGAAGAUUGGUGAUUUGGGGUUAGCAGCGAUUCUUCGCUCAAAACAUGCCCACAGUGUUAUAGGGACUCCAGAAUUCAUGGCACCAGAACUAUAUGAGGAGAAAUAUAAUGAGCUUGUAGAUGUAUAUUCUUUUGGAAUGUGUGUCUUAGAGAUGCUCACUUCUGAAUAUCCCUACAGCGAAUGCUCAAACCCAGCCCAAAUCUACAAGAAGGUGACAUCGGGAAAGAAGCCUGAAGCUUUUUACCGCAUCCAAAAUAUUGAAGCCCAGCAGUUUGUUAGAAAAUGCUUGGAAACUGUUUCAAAGAGGUUAUCUGCUCAAGAGCUACUGUUGGAUCCAUUUCUGGCGCCUGAUGAGGAUCUCAUGCCAGUGCCGGAGCAACCUCUUCAAAUAUACUCCCCAAAGGGUGUUUUAGUCGAUAUGCCUUUUCUGCUUGAUAAACCUAUUAGGAGUACUGAAAUGACAAUCACUGGAACUGUGAAUCCAGAAGAUAGUACCCUUUUCCUCAAGGUGCAAAUCUCUGACAAAGAUGGUUCUGUAAGGUUUAUUCACUUCCCAUUUGACAUCAUUAAUGACACGGAAAUGGAAGUUGCUACUGAGAUGGUGAGGGAACUGGAUAUAACUGAUUGGGAGCCACAUGAGAUUGCUGAUAUGAUCGAGGAAGAGAUAUCCUCUUUAGUUCCAGGAUGGAAAGAUUUAGAUUCACCCAAAAGCCAGCAACAGCACAGUUUUGACUAUAACGAUGAUGAUGAAAAUGGCCCUCCCUUCCCGUCGUCUUGUUCACCUUCCCAUGGGUCUCCCAUUGGUUCCACCAAGUCAUGUGAAGUACUUUGCUCUCGUGAGAUUCCUUUGAACAUAAAUCAUGAUUGGCUUGAAGGACAUUUGGUUAAUGCUGAAGAUGCAUAUUCAGAAAGCUCAUGUAGCUCAAGCUCUUGCUCUGAUUUUGAGUACACUUCGCUGAAGAGUCCAGAAGCAAGGGAUGUCAUUUCGGAUUUGAAAGUAGAGGAGCAUUCUAGGUUUUGUCCUCGUGAAAGCACGACUUUCAAGCAUGAUGAUAAGUACAAUGGAUUAUCUGGUACUCUCAAGAGUAUGAGCUCAAGUGGGCAGAAGAAGUUUAGCAGGAUACGUUCGUUCAUGGACAUCCGUAGCCAGUUGCUGAAUCGGGCCUUGAUGCAGUCCCUGAACAAGCGUCGUGCAGCCAAGACUGUUGGUGCUGUGGAAAAUAUCGGGUUCCAUGAUCCUUGCUGACCUUUUCUAGGAGGGGGAUGCUUUAUGGUAUUUACUUGUGGUGUUUCCAUUUCCUAAAUACUUGAACUCCUUUGGAUAUUGUAAACUAUUGAGUGUAAUUUGCCGCGUCCAACCAAACGAGUAUACUCGUAUAUAAAUUUGGUUUGUUAUCUUUUAUGCGAGACUGCCCUUUACCUUGAAGAAAAUACAGAAAAUCUCAAAUAGUGUGGACUGAGGACUGAAGACUGAAGAUGAUGCAUUCUGUAAUAAAAAAAGAAUGAAAUAGCUAAUCUUGUAAAUAAUGGCAAAAAUAAUCACCAAAAAAGUUAUAUUAGUAACCUUUACAUACUAGUAUAUUGGUUGAUCAAUAUAUACAAGUUUACAAUUGAUGUACAAUAUUUAUUAUAUAUAAAAAAAAUUGUGUAAUUAAA
Molecule: messenger RNA, 2769 nt
Organism: Chenopodium quinoa (quinoa)
Lineage: Eukaryota; Viridiplantae; Streptophyta; Magnoliopsida; Caryophyllales; Amaranthaceae
Product: probable serine/threonine-protein kinase WNK5
Exons: 7
Coding region: 599-2359 (586 amino acids)
Biological process (GO): intracellular signal transduction; protein phosphorylation
Cellular component (GO): cytoplasm
Molecular function (GO): protein serine/threonine kinase activity; ATP binding
Source: RefSeq, a predicted model, not a curated record